Molecule: messenger RNA, 3123 nt
Organism: Monomorium pharaonis (pharaoh ant)
Lineage: Eukaryota; Metazoa; Arthropoda; Insecta; Hymenoptera; Formicidae
Product: chromosome-associated kinesin KIF4-like
Exons: 12
Coding region: 258-2972 (904 amino acids)
Biological process (GO): mitotic spindle organization; microtubule-based movement
Molecular function (GO): ATP binding; microtubule binding; microtubule motor activity
Source: RefSeq, a predicted model, not a curated record
AAUAUAUCACGGAAAAUCGUCUACUAUUUGCAGCGUAAGACUUCAUAAUUUCAUACUCUUCAGAAGUAUGUAAUUCUUUCCAAUCACAGAACAGGUGUCGAGUGAGGUCUUUUAUCUGUUACAGACUUAUAAAGAUAACUCAUGUUUAUCAUCAAUGAUCCAUAAUACCUAUCAGCAGGAGUCUCAUUUGAUAUUGUCUUUAUAUUAAAAUAAAAAAAAAUAAAUAUAAAAUAGUAAAUAAUAAUAAGAAUAAGAAGAUGUGUGACGAUACUGUGCGUGUUGCUCUACGUAUUCGUCCAUUAGUGGAAAGUGAACUAGAAAAAGGAUGUCAAGUAUGUUUAGAGGCUAUUCCUGGAGAACCCCAAGUUCGCAUAUGUAAUACCGACAAAGCGUUCACUUACAAUUAUGUAUUUCCUCCUUAUGUUGGACAGGAGGAUUUUUAUAACACAGCAAUUAAGGGACUCGUAGAUAAUAUUUUUCAAGGUUAUAACGUUACAAUAUUAGCAUAUGGACAGACUGGAAGUGGUAAGACUCAUUCCAUGGGUACCAGUUAUACAGGUGUAGAAGAAAAGGGUAUUAUACCAAGAGUUGUAUAUGAUAUAUUUGAAGCAAUUAAAUCCAAGGAAGAUUGGAGCUUUAAAGUUGCAGUCUCAUUUAUGGAAUUAUAUCAGGAACAAUUGUAUGAUUUAUUGUCUGAUAAGCAGAAGAGUCAGUCCAUAGUAGAUAUUAGAGAGGAUGGAAAGAGCAUUAGAAUUGUUGGUGUAACUGAAAAACAAGUAAUAAAUGCUCGUGAGACAUUAGAGUGUUUGACCCAAGGUUCCAUGGGUCGUGUAACUGGAGCGACAGCAAUGAAUGCGUAUAGUAGUCGUAGUCACGCAAUAUUUACGUUAUGUGUACGUCAGCAAAAGAAAGAUGAUCCCAGAGGUACAGCGACAGUGGCCAAAUUUCAUCUGGUUGAUUUAGCGGGAUCCGAACGUAGUAAAAAAACUCAAACCACUGGGGAACGAUUCAAAGAGGGUGUAAAUAUAAACAAAGGACUACUGGCUCUGGGCAAUGUAAUUUCGCAACUUGGUGAUGGUGCCUCUGGAACUUAUAUCGGAUAUAGGGAUAGUAAACUUACAAGAUUAUUACAAGAUUCUUUGGGUGGUAACUCCAUGACUCUUAUGGUUGCAUGUGUCAGUCCUGCUGAUUAUAAUUUGGAUGAGACACUUAGUACGUUGAGGUAUGCGGACCGUGCGCGCAAGAUAAAGAACAAGCCGAUUGUGAAUCAAGAUCCGAAAGUAGCGGAGAUCAAUCGGUUGAACAAAUUGGUCCAGGAAUUGCGACUAGCUCUUAUGAAUCAGGAACUUGGUAUAACGUGUCCUAAGGAAUACGAAGCACUUGAGAAGAAAUACAGCGUCUUACAGCACAAGUUUAGAGACAUGACGGAAAAGUUGAAUUCAAAUUUAGAAGAAAUUGUUGUUAUGCACGAACGAGCGGAGAUGGCCGAACAAGCUCGGGAAAAAAUCCGAUUCGCUAUGGCAUUAUUAUUGGAUGAAUUCAAGCAAGUUUUGCAAAAUUUUGAUACUUGUCCUGAAAUUGAUAACGAGAAGCGUAAUAAAUUAAAAGUGAUAUACGAAAAGAUGUUAGAUAUCCAAAAUGAUGAAAGAAAAGCAUCUGAACAACUCAUAAAUCAUGAAAUAUCCAACUCGAGAAAUUGUGAUACGGACAUAGAAGAUGUGGAAUGUGUACAUGCAGAAGAUUUGAAUAAUGUCGAAGAUAGUUUGGAUUACUUUGACAAAAAGGAAGAGGAACAUACGUUACGGCAAGCGGAACGAAAUAACCAAGUUCAAAGUAUUAAUAAAGAGUUGGCACUCAAAGAAAGCUUGGUGUCGGAACUCUUGAAAAGUGUUACUCAACAAACUGUGGAAAGUCGUAGGAAUGUAAUAGAGAUGGAGCAAGAGAUCAAACGACUACAUGCGGAAAAAGAGGAACAUUUGCAAGCGGUUCAUGCGCACAAUGUCAGUUCUAAAUUGGCUGAGACGCGUCGUAAAAAAGUGCAAGAAUUGGAAAGAAAGAUAGCAGACUUGACGCGUAAGUGCACAGAACAGAACAAGAUAAUCAAGGCGAAGGAGAAGCAGGAUCAAAGGAUUAAAACUCUCUCUAGUGAGAUACAAUCGUUAAAAGAAACUCGAGUCAAACUUAUCAGACAGAUGCGUAAUGAUGCAAAUAAUUUUACAAAGUGGAAACAAUCCAAGGAGAAGGAAAUUAAUAAAUUAAGAACGCAAGAUCGUAAGCGUGCUUAUGAAAUGGUACGUAUGAAAAUAGAACAUGACAAACAGGAGAAUGUUUUUAAGAGAAAAAUGGAAGAAGCUUUUGCAGUGAACAAAAGAUUGAAGGGUGCAUUGGAGAUGCAAAAAAAGGCGGCGCAAAGACAAGAAAGAAAGGUCAAUAGCAAAGAAGAGAUAAAAACUUGGAUGACUCACGAAUUAGAAAUAUUAAUGGCCACCAUAGAAGCGGAUUAUUCUCUGAAGAAAUUGAUGCAAGAUAGAGCUUUCUUGGUACUUCAAUUAGAGCAGCUAAAAGAAAAAAGCAAUUCGGAUGAAGAGGAGCUUGAGACUAUUACAGAAUUCAUAGAAUUACGCAAUGCACAAAUUGCAGAUUUACAACAAAAGAUUCUCGAGUCAGAUCAGGAAACUAGAGCAAAUACCAGAUGGAAUAUGAUACGUACGAUAGCGGAUGCAAAGGCGGCAUUUGAAACGGCAUUCCAUAUAAUUACGCAAGACAGGAAACAACAAUGUUACAAAUAUAACGAAUUAAAAGAAAAGUACCAGAAUUUAGAAGCACAACUAGAAGAAUUUAAAAAGCAGGAGAAAGUUUUGUCCGUGACAUCUGGUAUACAAGAUACAUCUGACACAUUUUGUAGUGAAAAAUCUUUGACAAAAUUUAACAGACAGGUAAGAUAUAACGUUUCAGGUUUUAAUGGAGACUAAUUUGAAUGUAAACAAAAAAUUGAAGAAAAAGAAAAUAGAAAGUAAAAUAGAAAUAAUCGACGAGAAUGUUUCCCUAACGCACAACGAUAGUUCAAUAAUAGUGGACGAUGUUGACAAAGAUCCAGAUUGGAAAAAAACACCGCUUUAUAGU